GGUUCGGCAGUCAGAAGGGCGAGGGCGGCGGGGCGGGCGGGUCCUGGGGCAAGGAGCCCGUCCCGCUGGGGAGAGCGAGCCGGGCUCACCCGGGCAGCGCCGGGGCAGCCAUGCGGGCGCUGGCGGAGCUGCUGCUGUUCCUGGCCACGCUGCUCUACUCCUACCUGGAGGCGCUGGCGAAGCUGCUGCUGCCCGCCCGCAGGAAGUCUGUCCGCGGGGAGCUGGUGCUCGUCACGGGCGCGGGCCACGGCGUGGGCAGAGCGGCCGCCCUGGAGUUCGCCAAGCGCGGGAGCCGGCUGGUGCUGUGGGACAUCAACAAGCACGGCCUUGAGGACACGGCAGCAGAGUGCCAGAGGCUGGGAGCCCCCGUGCAGACCUUCCUGGUGGACUGCAGCAAGAGGGAGGAGAUCUACAGCGCUGCCGAGAAGGUGAAGAAGGACGUUGGGGAUGUCACCAUCCUGGUGAACAAUGCAGGUGUGAUUACAGCUGCCGACCUGCUCUCCACUCAGGACCACCAGAUUGAAAGAAUGUUUGAAGUCAACAUCCUUGCUCACAUGUGGACCACCAGAGCUUUUCUGCCAACCAUGAUGAAGAACAACUACGGUCACAUUGUCACGGUGGCUUCAGCAGCAGGUCAUUUUGGGACUUCUUUCAUGGUGGCUUAUUGCUCAAGCAAGUUUGCUGCAGUUGGAUUUCAUAAAGCUCUGACAGAGGAGCUGUCUGCCCUGGGAAAGGAUGGAAUCAAAACCACGUGUCUGUGUCCAGUGUUUAUAAACACGGGGUUUGUCAAAAACCCCAGCACAAGGCUUGGGAAGAUUCUGGAGGCUGAAGAAGUUGCAGAGGCCCUGAUGGAGGGGAUACUGACCAACCAGAAGAUGGUUUUUGUGCCACCACAUCUAAGCUUUGCGUUGCUUUCUGAAAUGCUGUUUCCAGAACGUGCCUUGAAUGUGCUGAAAAAGCUGAAUGAAGUCAAGUUUGAUGCAAUUGUUGGGCAGAGAAGCACCCAGUGAAAAGUGGAGAUGGAUUCUCCCUUCCCAGUGGCACGGGUGAAAACAGAAGCUGGCUGAGCACAGCCCAGCUGGUUGGAUCCAGAGCAGAACUAAGGCAGAUGCUUCCAGGCCACCAUUUCCUAAGGGUUUAUCCCACACCUGCAGCAGGGACAUGCCUGCAUCACAAGGAGAGUUCACCCAGCAGAAAUGCAUCUCCAGGGCCUGAAGGGCUGGAGGUCCAUCGCCUCCAUCUCCUGGUGCUGAGGCAACAGGAAUUCCCACCAAGCCCCUCUGUGGCCCAGCACAGCUGCCUCCCAGAGGGGAGAAAGGGAUUGCCUGAGAACCCCUUCAUCUGGGCUCAUCCCUGAGCAGUGGACAGAGGAGGUGGGUGGCCUGUUGCACCUCAGUUCCUCUUUCUGAAUGCAGAAAGCUGUGCUGUGUUGACCACACACGUUUCCCUGUGCUGUUGUGGUGGGAACCUGAAACGAUACAGGCUUGGAUGUCAUGGAAUCCCUAGUGAUGUCAUCACUUAUGCAUGAGCACCAUCAACACUCCUCAUUCCAAAUAAAAGACAGUUCUCUAAA
This is a messenger RNA of Apus apus (common swift), 1573 nucleotides long. RefSeq names its product hydroxysteroid 17-beta dehydrogenase 11 (gene HSD17B11). Bases 111 to 1010 code for a protein of 299 amino acids. The record is from RefSeq and is a predicted model, not a curated record. Gene Ontology annotation, cellular component: lipid droplet. Gene Ontology annotation, molecular function: oxidoreductase activity, acting on the CH-OH group of donors, NAD or NADP as acceptor. NCBI's taxonomy places the organism in Eukaryota, Metazoa, Chordata, Aves, Apodiformes, Apodidae. The transcript is spliced from 7 exons.